Lotus japonicus is the source of this 1265-nucleotide messenger RNA. RefSeq lists its product as uncharacterized. The transcript has 7 exons. NCBI's taxonomy places the organism in Eukaryota, Viridiplantae, Streptophyta, Magnoliopsida, Fabales, Fabaceae. Gene Ontology annotation, molecular function: hydrolase activity, acting on ester bonds. Gene Ontology annotation, cellular component: chloroplast. The record is from RefSeq and is a predicted model, not a curated record. Bases 61 to 993 code for a protein of 310 amino acids.
UGUCAAGAAAACAGAUAGAAAUAAGGAAACAGCGGGUGACAAUAUGGUUUGUGGAGCGAAAUGGCUGUCAGUCUCUCCAUCUAUCCGCAUCCGCAGAGACCCAAAUGCUUAAGCAACCCGUCACUACCACUUGCUUCUUCCUCCACCUAUCGCCCCGCCGUUAUUCUCCCGGGCUUAGGGAACAAUUCAGGUGACUACCAGAAGUUGGAGCAAACGUUGAACGAUAAGUACGGAGUGCCCACCGUGGUGGCUAAGGUUUCAAGGCUUGAUUGGUUCCGGAAUGCCGCUGGUUUGAUCGACCCCACUUACUGGCGUGGCACUCUUCAACCCAGGCCUGUCCUCGAUUGGUAUUUCCAGAGGGUUCAUGAUGCUGUUCAAGAGGCUAAGGACCUGGCUCAAGGUGAAAAUUUAUCAUUGAUUGGGCACUCGGCAGGAGGGUGGCUUGCACGUGUAUAUAUGGAAGAAUUUGGGCUGUCCCAUAUAUCCUUGUUAUUGACUCUUGGAACCCCUCACCUCCCACCACCAAAAGGUGUGCCAGGUGUUAUUGAUCAAACACGGGGUCUCCUUGAUUAUGUUGAACAAAAUUGCUCUAAAGCUGUUUAUACCCCGCAACUGAAGUACGUGUGUAUAGCAGGAAGGUAUAUUGAAGGGGCUCGGAUUUUUGGCAAGUCAAAUCCAAAUGUUGAGGCUGCAGUUCCUACUACUAGUUCUCAGCUAGGUUCUGAGGCUGCUAUCAUGAGCACUGAGACUACUCCUCCACCUGACACAACAUUACGUGCUCGCUUUGUUGGGCAAGGAUACAAGCAGGUAUGUGGGCAAGCAGAUGUAUGGGGCGAUGGUGUUGUGCCCGAAGUGUCAGCUUACCUUGAUGGCGCACUUAACAUUUGCUUGGAUGGAGUUUAUCACUCACCAGUGGGUUCAGAUGAUGCAAUGAGACCAUGGUAUGGUUCCCCUGACGUGUUGGAGCACUGGAUAGAACACCUCCUCAAAUGACUUGAAGAUUUUAGAGCACUUCAUCCAAGUCAUGUCAUUUUAUUAGUACGACCUUAUGGGCAAUAAUAUCCCAUAAAAUUGGUUUUGGAUCGAGUGCAAUGCAUCGGGUGACCUGUAUAGUUUUGUGAGAUAAGAUUUUUGCUGUUUGCUAUGCCACUAUACAAAAUGAUUUUCAUUUUUUUUUCUUUCUUCUUGCAUUCGUGGCACUGGAUUUGGUUGUUGUUUAAUUUGUUAAAAGUCAAUACUAUAUAAUAUCCCCGGCCUUUCUUGUA